CACUUUUACCAUCAAAUGCAGCAAGACAUCGCUUACGGUAAUUUGGGAGAAACUGAAGAAAAAUCUGGAUUCGGGAUAUACGGACUCAUUCAAUAUAUAGUCCAAAUGACAACGGUGUCUUCCAUGCCAAGCUAUGAUGACAAGUCCGUCAAGAAAAAGGAGACAGGCUUAUUUGUGCCUGGAUAUUUGGCUCUUAUUCUGUGUGUUGGAACCGUGAUCGCUUUAGCACUAGCUGUGAAUCUCUGUGUUAAUUAUCGUAAGAAAAGUGCCGUUAGUUGUGUGGGACUCUUUGACAUUGGAUUCUCGUCGGGAGACGCCCGCAGUCCGGAGAGAAGGUCACGAAAGAAAAGGAGAAAGAAAGACAAGGCUGCAAAGGCUGAGAAACUUCCGGUAGCGUAA
Molecule: messenger RNA, 399 nt
Organism: Cylicostephanus goldi
Lineage: Eukaryota; Metazoa; Nematoda; Chromadorea; Rhabditida; Strongylidae
Source: the annotation of a GenBank genome assembly